This is a messenger RNA of Miscanthus lutarioriparius, 882 nucleotides long. NCBI's taxonomy places the organism in Eukaryota, Viridiplantae, Streptophyta, Magnoliopsida, Poales, Poaceae. The record is from the annotation of a GenBank genome assembly.
AUGGAGGUGCAGAUGGGGAAGGCCCCACCAUGUUUGAAUCCCUUCCUAAUGGUAAACCCCCUUUUGCCCCCUCGGUAUGUCUCUUCUUGGUCAUCCAAGCCUGCACUAGUUUUCCAAUCUGGCAUGAGCAAUGGUCAUGGAGCAUUAGAUUUAUGUGGGGAAAGAAAAAGGGGCUGGAAGGUCGUUGAUGUGGAGUACUUGUUCAGCAAGAUUCUAACUCCAAGCGAUGUUGGCAAGCUGAAUCGUCUAUUGAUCCCAAGGCAAUGCGCGGAGGAGUGCUUUCCCAAGAUUUUAGAGGCCAAGAGUGGUGAAGAUGAUGAUGAUUUCCUCAAUUUUGAGGACUUCUCCACAGGGUUAAUCUGGCGCUUCCGCUUUUGCCUCUGGAACAAUAGCAAGACCUAUGUCCUGACCAAGGGCUGGCACACCUUUAUCAAGGAGAAGAAUCUCAAGAAAGGUGAUGUUUUAUCCUUCUACCGUGGUGUCGAUAAGACUAUAAGAACAAACCACAUGUUUAUCCAUAUCACGCCCCAUGCUAGUACCAUGUCUCUGCCACAUCAUGUGCCAUGUACGAUCUUCUCUCCAUCUAGCUUGAUGAUUGAUGACCGGGUCCAUGAGAGCCUUAGCUUUGGUACAAGCCAUGGAAUUGUGCCAGCAUCGAAGCCUUUGUCCUUUGGAUCUGGGGAGUUGAUGCCUCCAACUAAUCUGAUGCCACAACAAACAACAUUUCCUGAAUCGGCAUCACUUGAAAUUGUAAGGGCAGAAAAGCGUUUGCGACUGUUUGGGGUCGACAUUGACAUCCCUUCUCAUGACUGUGGUGAUGAGUCUUGCAGUGGAUUCACCAAGAAUGUUGCUUCAAUUGUCCUGAACAUUUUGGAUGAAUAA